Molecule: messenger RNA, 2076 nt
Organism: Protomyces lactucae-debilis
Lineage: Eukaryota; Fungi; Ascomycota; Taphrinomycetes; Taphrinales; Protomycetaceae
Product: dynamin-1-like protein-like protein
Exons: 4
Coding region: 1-2076 (691 amino acids)
Biological process (GO): peroxisome organization
Cellular component (GO): microtubule; peroxisome; cytoplasm
Molecular function (GO): microtubule binding; GTPase activity; GTP binding
Source: RefSeq, a predicted model, not a curated record
AUGUCUGGUGCAGGCGUCAUGGAUCCGGCGCUCAUCAAGACGAUCAAUCGUCUUCAAGAUGCAUUCUCAACAGUCGGCGUAACGAAUCCUGUGGACCUGCCUCAAAUCACCGUCAUCGGCUCUCAAAGCAGCGGCAAAUCUUCUGUACUUGAGAACGUUGUCGGACGAGACUUUCUUCCUAGAGGCACUGGCAUUGUCACACGGCGCCCGCUGGUCCUGCAAUUGGUCAAUCGUGCAGCAACGCCAGCGACGGCUAAUGCAAGCGAAGUCAAGAAGGGCUCAGAUGCCAAUGCCAAUGCAGACGAAUGGGGAGAGUUCCUACACAUUCCCGGCAAGAAGUUCCACAAUUUCAAUGAGAUUCGCGAUGAGAUUGUCAGGGAGACUGAUGCCAAAACUGGCAAAGGGCUCGGCAUCUCGCCGGUACCUAUCAACUUGCGCAUAUACUCUCCGAAUGUCCUGACACUGACAUUGGUUGACUUGCCAGGCUUGACCAAAGUUCCCGUCGGGGAUCAACCCAAGGACAUUGAGAAGCAGAUUCGGGAUAUGAUUCUCAAGUACAUCACGCGGCCAAAUGCAAUCAUUCUUGCUGUGACUUCUGGCAACACUGAUCUGGCCAACUCUGACGGAUUGAAGCUCGCACGCGAGGUGGAUCCAGAGGGAACACGAACCAUUGGUGUCUUGACAAAAAUCGAUUUGAUGGACCAAGGUACCGAUGUGGUAGACAUUCUCGCCGGUCGUGUUAUUCCCUUGAGACUCGGUUAUGUGCCUGUUGUAAAUCGCGGUCAACGGGACAUUGAGAACAAAAAGGAGAUUUCGACUGCACUAGAUGCUGAACGCGAGUUCUUUGAGAAUCAUGCUUCUUAUCGUUCCAAAGCACAGUACUGCGGUACGCCCUUUCUAGCCCGCAAGCUGAACACUAUCUUGAUGCAUCACAUUCGCAACACUUUGCCAGAAAUCAAGGCCAAGAUUGGAUCAGCGCUCAGCAAGUAUCAGAUUGAGCUAUCUUCACUUGGAGACUCCAUCCUCGGCAACAGUUCAAAUAUGGUACUCAACGUUAUUACCGAGUUUUGCAACGAGUUCCGGACGGUGAUUGACGGCAAUAGUCAGGAUCUCUCCAGUAUGGAACUGUCCGGUGGUGCCAGAAUCUCAUUCGUCUUUCAUGAACUCUACGCCAAUGGUGUCAAAGCAGUAGACCCAUUUGACAUUGUCAAGGAAGUUGACAUUCGAACCAUCCUCUACAAUUCCUCGGGAUCUUCGCCGGCCCUAUUUGUCGGCACAGCAGCAUUUGAAGUGAUUAUCAAACAACAAAUCAAGCGAUUCGAAGAGCCCAGCAUCAAAUGCGCAAGCUUAGUAUAUGACGAGCUCGUUCGAAUUCUGACGCAACUUCUCUCGAAACCUAUUUUCAAGCGAUAUCCAGCUUUGAAGGAGAAAUUCCAUCAAGUGGUUAUUGCCUUCUUCAAGAAAGCAAUGAACCCAACAAACAAACUAGUUAGCGAUUUGGUCGCCAUGGAAGCAUGCUACAUCAACACAGGCCAUCCAGACUUCCUCAAUGGACACCGAGCAAUGGCAAUGGUCAAUGAGCAAAGAAAUGGUUCAAAGCCCGUGCAAGUCGAUCCUAAGACUGGCAAGCCUGUCCCUGCUAGUCAGCAACAGUUGCCCAAUUCGCAGUCCCUGGACACUUCAGCGGAGAAUGGCGGAUUCUUUGGCAGCUUCUUUGCAUCGAAGAACAAGAAACGCAUGGCUGCGAUGGAGGCGCCACCUCCAGUGCUUAAGGCUUCUGGGACCCUAUCCGAGCGCGAAUCUAUCGAGACCGAAGUCAUCAAGCUAUUGAUCAAUUCUUACUUCAACAUUGUCAAACGGACCAUGAUCGACAUGGUACCAAAGGGAAUCAUGCUCAAUCUUGUGCAGGCAUGUAAAGAAGACAUGCAGCGAGAGCUGCUCGAGAAUCUGUACAAGAGUGACGUUCUCGAUCAGCUGCUCAGGGAAAGCGAUUACACAACACAACGCCGCAAAGAGUGCCAACGCAUGGUGGAAUCAUUGACGCAGGCAUCAGAGAUUAUUGCCGAGGUUGCAUAG